CUCCAGCUCCAUUACCUAGAGAGAGAGAGAGAGAGAGAGAGAGAGAGAGAGAGAGAGAGAUCAUCAUUUCAGCAUUCACUGCCAAAUUUCAAACAUUAAACAUUCAAAGAAAAAAAGAGAAAGAAGAAAACUUAAGAUCAAAGUGUAGAGAAAAGAGAAAGGUAACAACUUUCAUCUUCCUAUGGAUUCGAGUGUAGAAAAAACGAGAGGUCCUUGCUGCCUGAUGAAAACCCAUUUCCUAAAACCUUACGUAACCUCCAUCGAUGGUCCUGUAGCUGAGCUUCCUCCUCGUCAACGUGUCUCUGUUUCUUCAUCAUCAUCAGACCGGCUGAAGGUUCUGUCUUUGGGUAAUUCCGCUAAUGGGUUUCGUUUUCCAAACCCUAAUUUCAUAUCCUGGACUCGAAAGAUGGAAGCUUUGCACGAACCCACUUGGAGAAAAGCUGGCAUCUUUGAAGCAAUCAAGGCGUCUACUUACAGAAUCCAUGAAAACCCGUCUCUGAUUCAAGCCCUAGUUGAGAAAUGGUGUCCUGAGACCAAAUCAUUCGUCUUCCCUUGGGGCGAAGCAACGGUUACGUUAGAGGAUGUGAUGGUGCUUCUAGGGUUUUCAGUUUUGGGUUCCUCUGUUCUUGCUCCUUUAGAAAGCUCGGAGAUGAGAGUUGCCGUGGAUAAGCUAGAGAAAGCAAGGGCAAAGAUUAUAGGGAACUGGAUCAGUGGUUGCCGCGUGAGCCAAGUGCAAUGGACUUCAAGUUUCAAAGACAGAGAUGAUUCGUUGGAGCAUGAAGCUUUUCUCGCCAUGUGGCUUUCUCAUUUUGUGUUUCCACACAAGUCUCGUCCUUCUAUUUCAAGACAUGUGUUGCCAACUGCUGUCCGUUUAGCUAGGGGUGAAAGGAUUGCUCUUGCUCCUGCUGUUCUGGCUGGAUUGUACAGAGAUUUAGGUCGAAUCUGUGCCAUUACAGGAGAUGAGUCUGAUCAUCAAAAGUUCAUUGCCAUGUCUCUGUUGAAGUUAGUCCAAGUAUGGACAUGGGAGAGAUUCAAGAACAUAAGACCACAAGCUGGAGAGAUACCAAAGGGAGAACCUAGGAUUGCUCAAUGGAGCUUACUGAAACAGAGAUGUGGCAGUGAUGAGGGUUUUAGUUUUGAUGAUUUUGAUUGGCGUCCCUAUACUAAACCUUUAAAUAACUGGAACCCUCUUAGGCUUUACGUUGAGGAAGCUAUGUGGGUGACUGUUGAUAACAGUCUUGAUGAUGAGUUUGUCACCUUUGCUAGAUGUGUGAGGAGUUCUCAGCUUGUUGGGAUUGGUUUUGUAGAGGAUUACUAUCCGAAUCGAGUGGCGAUGCAGUUUGGGUUUAGUCAAGAUCUUCCUGGUUUGGUUACUCAUCAUAGCAGCUUCACAGAAAAGGGAGCAUGGGAUGAUUACAAUAAGUCUCUUGUGGGUUUGAAGCUAUACAUGCCUUCUCGUCUUGCUAGAGGUUCUGUUACUACAAGAUACCGAGACUGGUGGGUGAAAUCAGUUUCAGACUUUCUUGGUUUGGAGGACUCAAAUGAAACUUGUAACGCAAGAAAUACAGUUGAUGAAGAUGCAUCUCCUGAUGUACUGCCACUAAGUCAAGUUCUUCAGAAGUUGGGAGGAGGGUUUCCUGCAAAGUUCAAACGUUCUAGGAAAAGUAGAAUAGCGAGUUGUAUGGGAUCUGAGAUAAAGAAAAACAAGACUAGUGAUUGUGGUGCAUCAGUUUCAGUAGAUGUACCACUUAGUGAGUUGUUUCACAAGGAGUUAGCGAAGAGGACAAGUGAGCAUUUGAAAGACAAGAGAGGCAAGCGAGCUCGUGAGGAUGAGGAUGAUGAUGAUGAGAAUCGUAUGGGUUCUUAUGAUGAUAUUACUAUUUCUCAGCUGGUCAAAUCUAGAAAGAAAACCGGAGGUGAUGCUCCUGGAUCACUUGGAAUAAGGAGAGACAAGGAGGGUAACACUGAUUCAAGGAUUUGUCAAGAGCUUGCUUCUGGUGAUGACGAAACUGUAGGACGACAAGAAGUAAAGAAAAGGAAUGAAGAGAAAGCUGAAGAAGAAACUAGAAGCAAAGCAGAGGAGACACCACCAGAGGCAGGACAAACAUGUGUUUAUGUAAAUGGAAGAAACAAUCCAGAGAAGAGGAAGACUUUGGUCGAUGAUGGAACCAAGGAAGUAGAGUGUUUGCUUCUUGAAGAAGGAAAAAAGCAGAGAUUCAAUGAGAAGGAAGAAAGUGAAAGACUGAAACAGAGAAAGCUUACAACAGAGGAGAUAGCACUUAAUCUAGAGGCACGUUUUAUGAAGGUGGAGAAGACUUUGGAAACGAUUAGAAAUUGGAUAACCAAAAGAAACCAUAUCCAAACUGGAGUUUCUGCUUAACCUUAUGAUCUGAAAGAAGAUAACAAAGUCACAUAUCAAUCUUUUGCUCUUUUGCAUAAUCCUGUGAACUUUAACUUAGCUUUAUGAUGUUAUUUGUGUGUAUUUACUUUAGUAUUUGAAAUAUUUAAUAAAAAUGUUAAAUGAAUCUUUUUUUUGUGUUUA
Raphanus sativus (radish) is the source of this 2542-nucleotide messenger RNA. RefSeq lists its product as uncharacterized. The transcript has a single exon. The coding region runs from base 182 to 2380 and encodes 732 amino acids. Gene Ontology annotation, biological process: meristem maintenance; meristem development. The record is from RefSeq and is a predicted model, not a curated record. Lineage: Eukaryota; Viridiplantae; Streptophyta; Magnoliopsida; Brassicales; Brassicaceae.